Asparagus officinalis (garden asparagus) is the source of this 1161-nucleotide messenger RNA. RefSeq names its product pentatricopeptide repeat-containing protein At1g62350-like. Gene Ontology annotation, molecular function: protein binding; RNA binding. NCBI's taxonomy places the organism in Eukaryota, Viridiplantae, Streptophyta, Magnoliopsida, Asparagales, Asparagaceae. Bases 63 to 833 code for a protein of 256 amino acids. Gene Ontology annotation, biological process: Group II intron splicing; chloroplast organization. The record is from RefSeq and is a predicted model, not a curated record. The transcript is spliced from 4 exons.
CAAUUAGGGACUUCCAUCCUCCAAAGGCAAAUCCUGCUGCUUUUCGCAGCUGAAGCUCUCUCAUGGAGUCAGUUCUCCUAGGUCCUCCUUCCUCCUCCUUCCUCCAACUCCCAAAACUCCACCUCCAUGACAAGCCUCGGCCCUCUAAUCCCCCCUCCACAAUCUGCUGCGGGCUGAGGAAAUCAUCAAGAGAACCUCUCUGGCGACGAAAAGUCAUGUCCACAGAGGCAAUCCAAGCCGUUCAAGCUCUCAAGAUCGCCAAAUCCUCACAAUCUAGAGACCCGUCAUCACCCUCUUUUCCUUCGUCGAGAUUGGGUGAAGUGUUUAGUAACAGGAUUGGGAGGUUGAUCAAGGGGGAUUUGGUGGCCGUGCUCGGGGAGCUGCAGAGGCAGAAUGAGUGGGAGAUUGCGCUUCAGGUCUUUGACUUCAUGAGAAACGAGGAUACAUUCAGACUUGAUCUAUCUCUCUACGGCGACAUGAUCCUAAUGUUGGGUAAAAACAAGCUGAUUGAAAUAGCUGAAAAGCUACUAUCAGAACUGAAGAAAGAAGGUUUACAGCCAGAUACAAGAAUAUACAAUGAAAUGAUAGGUGCCUAUUUAAAAGUUGGAAUGAUCGACAAAGCAAUGAAUACAUACAAAAUUAUGAAGGACUCAGGGUGCAAUCCUGAUAGAUUGACACUAACCAUAUUAAUAAGGAACCUUGACAAAGCUGGAGAAGAAGAGCUUGCGAGUUUUGUGAAGAAGGAUUGUGAAAAAUACGUGGAGUACCCGGAGAGAUUUCUAGAAGAAAUCAACAAGACAUAUCCACAAAGGAGAUCAGUCAAACUAGUUUGAAGAGUUACAUGUAACGUGACCGAGCUGGACAUAAUCAUUUUGCGAGGGCACAACACUGUGUUCAAGUAUGCGAACUUCUGAGCAUAAGAGCCAAAUGUGCACAAAGUUCAGUCUGAUCUUCCAAAAAGUUGUGCAAAAAGUUGCAGGAAAAAAAAUUCAGCCCAUCUGCGUACUUAAUUGUAUUUGGCGCGACAAUUUUGUAGACCAUCUUUUAUACGAUGCUUGAGAGAUUGAAGUUAUAUUAGCAUAGACAAGCAAGUUUUACUGUAAAAGUGGAAAGUUCUACUAAAUGUGCUUCAAUGAAUUAUGUUGGCUACAAUUAUCAUUA